Acanthochromis polyacanthus (spiny chromis) is the source of this 1053-nucleotide messenger RNA. Its product is annotated as signal-regulatory protein beta-2-like. Gene Ontology annotation, biological process: response to bacterium. The transcript has 6 exons. The record is from RefSeq and is a predicted model, not a curated record. The coding region runs from base 1 to 1053 and encodes 350 amino acids. Lineage: Eukaryota; Metazoa; Chordata; Actinopteri; Pomacentridae.
AUGAUCGUCUUAUGGAUUACACUGCUUGUUCUUCAUCAAGGAUAUACACUCAUUCCAGUGAUCCCAGUUCAAAUUGGUGAAUCUACAAAUUUAACAUGUGCUCUGUCUAAUAAAGAUAAUCGCGAAGGAGACAUCCACUGGUUCAAGCAGAGUGUUGGAGAUAAUCUGAAACUAAUUGUGACUCAGUGGAAAUAUAGAAUACAUCAGUAUGCACCAGAGUUUAAUAACUCAAGAUGGAAGGUUAAUAGUGACGACAAUUUUACCAACCUGACAAUUUUGAGAACAAUCCAAGAGGACGAGGGAAUCUAUCAUUGUGCAUUCAUCAACUGGCUUGGCAUGUCUAAAUCAAGUGGGAUAUAUUUGAUCAUAAAAGGAGACGGUCAGAAGACAUCAGACUACACUGUUGUUCAGUCCACAGCAUCACAUUCAGUCCAUCCAGGAGAAUCACAGACUCUCCAGUGUUCAGUCUUCUCUGACUCUGACAAGAAAACAUGUUCAGGAGAUCUGAGUGUGUUCUGGUUCAGACCUGGAUCAGAUAAAUCUCAUCCAGACAUCAUCUAUACUGAUGGAAACAGACCUGAUGAAUGUGAGAAGAGAUCUGACACUCAGAAGAGCUGUGUUUAUCGCUCCUCUAAGACCUUCAGCUCCUCUGAUGCUGGGACUUACUACUGUGCUGUGGCCACAUGUGGACAGAUACUGUUUGGAAAUGGAACUACUCUGACCAAUGAUGCUUGUUUACAAACUGCACAAUCUGAAAUGAUUGCUCUGGUGGUAGCAAUAAUCUGCUUGGCCAUUUCUGUGAUUGUGAAUAUCGUUUUAAUCCGUUACCGAACUUCAAGAGCAGCACAGGAACAAUUCACAGGAAUAGAAUUUACCUCCUCACAAGCAAGACACGACAAUUUGAGUCAACCAGGAUUUGAUACUACUGAAGGUGGACAUGAUCUGAACUAUGCUGCGCUGCAUUUCUCUGGAAAGAAAGCUAAACGAGGAAAGAAGAAGAUGGAGAUGAAGACUGAGGAGAGUGUGUAUUCUCAAGUUAAAUGCGAAUUGUGA